AUACGGUAUCAAGCAUAGAAAUUGUACAAAGUUGCCAAGCUACGGAAUCGAAAAAAAAAUUGUUCUAUAUUUUCCAAAGAUGCUUUUGGGUUUCUGAGGAAAUUUUCAGGACUUCAAUUGCGAGCUAAGCUCCACAAUGGCAGAAACUCCACCAUCUCUACAACCGGACAUCAACAAUGAAUGGGUCCCACAAGUACCACCCCGAUUAAAGAAACCAGAGGACCAAGCAGCAGAACCGACCUAUCCGGACAACGACGACAUGGAAGAGGAGAUUUCAGCCCAGAUGACCCAAUCUUACAGCGAAAUAUCAUUCAAGUCGGACCCAAGUCCCGGAGAGGAAGAUAUUUCCCUGCCCGGAUCCUCCACUGUACCCUUAGCCGAGCAGAUAAUGCAGAGGCCAGCAACGUUGGCCUACGACAGGAACUUCACCCCCAACAAGCCCUCGAACCUCGAGGGGACGUUCCACAGGGAGGGCAACAUGACCCACUACGUCACGGAUAACCUAGAAUACAAGAUAAAACUCUCCAGUCCAGUUUCAAAGAAAAGUGACGGAAAUUCGAUGAGUUCCAAGGGUAGCACCCCUAUGAGUUUGCACCGGAGGAACGUGUUUCCCCAGAUGGGGCUCCCGAAUGUGGGUCUGCUGCAGGAUUUGGAGUACGAAGCUCAGAGCAUGGCCACUUCAAUUGACGCUCUAACCGAGAAUUUGUGCGAGAUUCUUCAGUCUAUAUCGUCGUUAACAGCUCAAAAUGUCGAUAUAUACAAGGAUGCCGUCACGAAGAUGUCUGAAGCCAUGGAUUCGAACAUCAAGAGUAUGUACACCAUGAUGGCUAAAGCGGAGGAAGUUUCCAAAGCCAUGAAGAACGUUCAGGGGUACGCGCAAAGGAUAAAAGAUAUAAGAAGACUGGUGGAUUUGUUCGAGAGUUACCUUUAGGGAAAAUCCCGAAAUUCGCAAAUAUUAUGAUCUCAUUCUGUUCGUUUACUCAACCGAUAAAUUUUAUUCGUUGAUGGUUGUAUGGAAUAAUGCUGAAUUCGGUUCUGUAUCGAAGAGUGACUGAAGAUUUUCAAAAUUUUAUUUGAAGUGUCGUUCAGUAUGGAGGAAAUUCUUUUAUCUGGAAUAAAAUCAUUUAUUUCCAUGAAGAAUUGAAGAAGUUGGAACCGGAGAUAUAGUAAGUUUGAGUAUUUCAAAUUAUUUAUAUUUUUAAGCAAUAACGUGAAUAUUAUUUAUUAUUUUCAUAUAAUUCUGUUUUAAGAACGUUGCAAGUAAAUUUCAAAUGUUA
Messenger RNA from Coccinella septempunctata (seven-spotted ladybird), 1277 nucleotides. RefSeq names its product BLOC-1-related complex subunit 6 (gene BORCS6). Gene Ontology annotation, cellular component: BORC complex. Gene Ontology annotation, biological process: lysosome localization. The record is from RefSeq and is a predicted model, not a curated record. Lineage: Eukaryota; Metazoa; Arthropoda; Insecta; Coleoptera; Coccinellidae. The transcript is spliced from 2 exons. The coding region runs from base 137 to 931 and encodes 264 amino acids.